AUGGUUCGCGUUCCUUCUUUCUUCGUCCUCUCUAUAGCCGCCAGUAUAGCUGGCCUGGCUUCAGCUGAAGACUCGCUCUAUAGCAAGCGCCUGUCGAAGCGCUUUAUUGAUACAGACGGCAACUUUAACAUAUCGUUCUACCACGUCAACGAUGUACACGCGCACCUAGAUGAGUUCUCUUCAUCAGGGACUGAUUGCACCAAUCCUUCAAAGGGCUGUUAUGGCGGUUAUGCUCGUAUCAAGACGGUCAUUGACGACACGCGACCGGGCCACAACGACAGCUUAUUGUUGAACGUGGGGGAUGAGUUUCAAGGCACUCUGUUCUAUUCAUUCUACGGUGGUGAAAAAAUCGCCGAGACCCUCAAUCAACUCGGGUUCGACGCCAUGACCCUAGGAAAUCAUGAAUUCGAUAGCGGCGAUGAUAAAUUAGGCGACUUCUUAAAAAACCUGACGUUCCCUAUUAUAUCUGCAAACAUUAUAUCGGACAAUGAGAAGCUAAACUCUACCAUCAAACCAUAUCAUAUCUUCGAUCAGUACCAAUUAGCUGUUAUUGGCGUGACAACUGAGACAACAUCCGGAAUCAGCAAUCCCGGUGACGGUACGAAGUUCACAGAUGCGAUCGCUGCAGUCCAGGCCUCGAUCGACGAAAUCCGCAGCACGACGAACAUCACUCGAAUCGCAGCUAUCACGCACAUCGGGUACGAAGAGGACAAACGUCUAGCUCGUGAGACUACCGGCCUUCAACUCAUCAUGGGUGGUCAUAGUCACACGCUACUUGGCGAUAUGGAGGGCGCCGAAGGCAAGUAUCCCACCCUCGAGACAAACAAGGAUGGCGAUGAAGUCUUCAUCGUUACCGCUUAUCGUUGGGGAGAGUAUUUGGGUUAUAUCGACGUUACAUUCGAUUCGGAGGGAAAAAUACUUGCCUACCACGGUGCCCCCAUACAUAUGACGAAUACCACUAAGCAAGAUGAGGAUUUGCAGGAACAGGUUGAUGAAUGGAGGAAGCCAUUCGAAAAGUUUGCAGCAGAGGAGAUUGGUACUACGAAUAUUGUGCUCGACCAGUCAACCUGUCAAAAGCGAGAGUGUACCCUGGGUGACUUGGUAUCCGACUCAAUGCUACAGUAUCGUGUAGACGGUGGAAGCAAAGCAGCCUUUGCUCUCACAAAUGCAGGGGGUAUCCGCGCUACCAUCGAUUCUGGACCUAUUACGCGAGGCGAGGUACUCACGUCUUUUCCUUUCGGCAAUGCCGUGGUCGAGGUUGAUUAUAGCGGUGCGGACCUAUGGAAGAUAUUCGAGGGUCUCGUCAGCGGUGUCAACCAAUUCAAUCAGCGGAAUGUCACCAGCUUCUUCCAAAUCAGCCGUGGCAUUAAAGUCGAGUAUAACCCGGAUAACGCUAUUGGUGAACGUCUUGUUCGUCUUACGAUCGGUGAUAAGCCCGUCGAUAAAGAGGUUCAGUAUACUCUUGUCACAGUUGAUUUCAUAACUGGUGGUGGUGACAAUAUGUUAGAACCGAUUCAAGAUGUAGUUAUUCUUGAUACUUUAGAUGAGGUGUUAGUUAACCAUAUCCGCACGACAAGCCCGAUUGACUUCCAGCUGGAUGAUAGGAUAGCUAUUGUUAGUGGUAACGCAGGGACUAAUACUACGACUACGGACGACGCACCUGCGCCAACCACGACUCCGAAUAGUGCUAGAGGGGUAGAAAGUAUGAUGUCGAUAUAUCUAGGGGUAAUAGUUCUAUUGGGUGUUAUGUUGCUAUAG
This is a messenger RNA of Daldinia childiae, 1758 nucleotides long. RefSeq names its product 5'-nucleotidase. The coding region runs from base 1 to 1758 and encodes 585 amino acids. Gene Ontology annotation, molecular function: nucleotide binding; metal ion binding; hydrolase activity, acting on ester bonds. Lineage: Eukaryota; Fungi; Ascomycota; Sordariomycetes; Xylariales; Hypoxylaceae. Gene Ontology annotation, biological process: nucleotide catabolic process. The transcript is spliced from 2 exons. The record is from RefSeq and is a predicted model, not a curated record.